CGAUAACAGGCCAAACCUUACGCGUUGUCUCACUGCUGAAAAUCUCUCUCUCUCUCUCUCCCCUUCGGUCUGAGAUCUUACUCGGAUGCACACACAGUCUUUUGAUUAGUAUCACGAUCUACUUGAUAUAUACAUACAGGCAAAGAAAAUAAGAACAAAUGCGAAUUUGAAAUUCUGAAAGCAAAAAGGGGAUUCCAAAUCCACAUCAACAAUGCCGCGUCUUCGAGUUUCUACUGGAUUUUCAUUGCUUAUACUACUUCUUUGCCUUUUCAACGUUGCUGUGCACUGCAAAACCCUAAAAAGAGACGUGAAAGCUCUUAACGAAAUUAAAGCAUCUCUUGGAUGGAGGGUGGUGUAUGCAUGGGUUGGAGAUGAUCCAUGUGGAGAUGGUGAUUUACCAGCUUGGUCUGGCGUCACUUGCUCCACGCAAGGUGAUUAUAGAGUAGUUACUGAACUGGAAGUAUAUGCGGUGUCAAUUGUUGGGGCUUUUCCUACUGCUGUAACCAAUCUGCUGGAUCUUACUAGGCUGGAUCUCCACAACAAUAAAUUGACUGGACCAAUUCCACCUCAAAUCGGGCGUUUAAAGCGGCUUAAAAUACUUAAUUUGAGGUGGAAUAAGCUGCAGGAUGUCAUUCCUCCUGAAAUAGGUGAACUGAAGAAAUUAACACACCUCUAUUUGAGUUUCAAUAACUUUAAAGGGGAAAUACCCAGGGAGCUUGCUAAUCUCCCAGAGCUACAGUAUCUUCAUCUGCACCAAAAUCGGUUCAUUGGGCGUAUUCCACCAGAAUUGGGCUCCUUACAAAAUCUUCGCCAUUUGGAUGUUGGUGACAAUCAUUUGGUUGGAACUAUCAGGGAACUGAUACGUAUAGAAGGAUGUUUUCCAGCUCUGCGCAACCUUUAUCUAAAUAAUAACCAUCUGACGGGAGGUAUUCCGGCGCAGCUUGCAAACUUGACCAAUCUGGAAAUUUUGCAUUUAUCUUACAACAAAAUGUCUGGGAUAGUACCAUUUGGAGUUGCUCAUAUUCCCAAAUUAACUUACUUGUACCUGGAUCACAAUCAAUUUAGUGGGAGGAUUCCUGAUGCCUUCUAUAAGCAUCCAUAUUUGAAAGAAUUGUACAUCGAAGGAAAUGCAUUUAAGCCUGGGGUGAACCCGAUUGGCAUUCACAAAGUACUUGAACUCUCGGACUCAGAUUUCUUGUUUUAAUCAACUUCAUUACUCGGAUUUGUGUCUAGUGAAUAGUUAGUUUACGAUACACCCCCACGAAAACAAGCAUUCAUCACAGGUUCUCCUACAAGAAUCUCGAAGUCGUAUUCUCGUUACCUGUUGUAGCUCAAACAUCAUAUACCUGAUAAACCUCUCAAUGUUCCAAAGGAAUUUACUUGUAUAGUACAUAGCAUUAAUUGAUCUUUUUUGCGUU
Cynara cardunculus var. scolymus (artichoke) is the source of this 1418-nucleotide messenger RNA. Its product is annotated as receptor-like protein 12. Bases 212 to 1204 code for a protein of 330 amino acids. The transcript has 11 exons. The record is from RefSeq and is a predicted model, not a curated record. Lineage: Eukaryota; Viridiplantae; Streptophyta; Magnoliopsida; Asterales; Asteraceae. Gene Ontology annotation, molecular function: protein binding.